Molecule: messenger RNA, 2257 nt
Organism: Homarus americanus (American lobster)
Lineage: Eukaryota; Metazoa; Arthropoda; Malacostraca; Decapoda; Nephropidae
Product: probable 28S rRNA (cytosine-C(5))-methyltransferase
Exons: 11
Coding region: 136-1842 (568 amino acids)
Biological process (GO): rRNA base methylation; maturation of LSU-rRNA
Cellular component (GO): nucleolus
Molecular function (GO): RNA binding; rRNA (cytosine-C5-)-methyltransferase activity
Source: RefSeq, a predicted model, not a curated record
UCAAUAUACCCUUCUUGGUUCUGUACCACGAGGGACAUCAACAACGUCUGGUGUGGUGUGGUGUAGUGUGUCGUUCAGAUUUUAUAUAUUUAAGCAAAGAUUUAAGAAGUUUUUAGUUGGUAGUGUGUGAGAAGGAUGGGGAGGAAAGCAAACUUCAAGGAGAAAGCGAAAAAGGGGCCUGGACGUAAGGCCAAGAAGCAGCAGAACCCUGUCUUUAUUACUGCACCAAAUGAUGAUGAAGAGAAGAAGCUGAGCAGGCGGCAGAGAGUACGAGCCCAAAAACGAGCAAAUAAGAAUAACAGUAAAGAUGAGAAUCCAGCAAAGAAAUUAAAAAAAUUGCAGCCAUUACAGGAAGAAGUGGAUGAACUGGACAGUGAAGGAGAAGGCCAAGACAGUUCAGAUGAGUUGGAAGAACAACCCACAACUCAAAAGCAUGUUCAACAGGUCUCCCAGAGCAAGACAAAGUUUGCUCUGUUUGAAAAUGAAGAGAGUGAUGAUGGCAGUGAAGGAGAGGAGAGUGAGAAUGACAAUGCAGAGGAGGACAGUGCUGAUGACGAAGAUGAUGACGAUGAUCAUGAUAUUGAAGAAGCAUCAAAGAAGCUAGAAAAAAAAGAGAAAGAAAACAUUGCUGCUGGUGAUGCUUACCUGGAGGAGGCAGCAGAAAAAGUUGGAGUCCAGAUUCCUAGCCUGGAGGAAGUACAGAAGGAACUUGAAGAGUCCCCAGACUUGUCCAACAUUAACUCGAGAAUAAAGGACACAGCAUUUGUAUUAGCCGAUUUUAGUAAAAGGCGUGAGGAAGGACGAAGUCGGUCGGAAUAUAUGUCUAUCUUCCAGAGUGACCUCUCAGCAUAUUACUCCUACAACACAUUCCUGAUAGAGAAGUUGUUGGACAUGUUUGGUCCUACAGAAGUGAUUGAAUUUUUAGAAGCAAAUGAAUUACCCAGACCUGUUACUGUUCGCACUAAUACACUCAAGACACGCCGGAAGGUCCUAGCAGCGGCUCUGAUUGCCCGAGGAAUUGACGUAGAUUUGAUUUCUUGGUCCAAGGUGGGGUUAAUAGUAAUGCGUACACCGGGCAAUGUGACGCUGGGUGCCACUCCAGAGUACUUAGCUGGACACUACAUUCUUCAGGGUGCAUCAAGUUUCUUACCUGUAAUGGCAUUGUCACCAAAAGAAGGAGAGAAAAUCCUGGACAUGUGUGCUGCACCUGGUGGCAAAUCGACUCAUAUUGCUGCAAUAAUGCGAAAUACAGGGAUGGUUGUCUGCAAUGACAUAAACCGUGACAGAGUAAAGGCCUUGGUUGGUAACUUCCACCGCAUGGGGAUCACCAACUCGGUCAUAAUUUCACAUGAUGGCCGUGUGUUUCCAAAGAUGAUGCCCCGUGCUUUUGAUCGUGUCCUCCUAGACGCACCGUGCUCAGGCACUGGUGUUAUCAGCAAAGAUGAGAGAGUUAAGACCAGCAAAGAUCCCAAAGACAUACAGAGAUGUUCACAUCUUCAAAAGGAAUUGAUCUUGGCUGCCAUUGAUUCAGUACACAAGUUUGAUGGUCAGAACGGCUACAUUGUCUAUUCCACUUGUUCUGUCCUUGUUGAAGAGAAUGAGGCAGUAAUCGAAUAUGCUCUUAAGAAAAGAAACGUAAAGCUGGUUCCCACUGGCUUAGAUAUUGGCAAGUCAGGUUAUGUGAACUACAGAGAAAAUAGAUUUAAUCCUAUGAUGCAGCUGUGCAAGAGAAUAUACCCCCACAGCUAUAAUAUGGAUGGUUUUUUUGUAGCUAAAUUGAAGAAGCUUAGUGAAGUGGAGAAAAAAACUGAUGAAGAUGAAAGUGAAGCGGGGAAGAGCUAGAUGUUCGAAAACAGUAUUAUUAUUUUACAAAUUUCAGAGUAACUUGUAAUCAAUGAGAAUUAUUUUUUUUAAGUUAUCAUAGUUCGAUGCUAGUAUUUUUUUUUUAUAAUGCCAAUAAAUAAUAUAUUGUAAUGUCUUGGAUCUUUCACUCAUGUAAAUUAUUAAAGAAAGGUUAUCUAUAAUAGGUUCUCUAUCGUACUCAUCUCCCAUUUUUGAGCAUGGUGGAGCAAGGAGUAUAGAAACUUGAAAAGGGAGAGAGUGGUGCAAGAUAUACACAGAAGGCAACAGGAAAGAUUCACUACAACAAAGAGAAACACUGGAUGCUUACUCAAACAUCUUUGUCAAUGAAAAGAUCAAGGUACCUGUACAGGUAUUCCUUGAAUUUGUGUUUUAUGAUAAUAUAUAAUUAACACAU